GCAGUUAUACACUGUUCUGGGAGACGGUUCUAUAAUAUUUUUAUGAAUUUGAGAGAUUUGAGUUAUAGUGUCGCGUUUUUUUUUUUUGUUGUUGCAUUUGAUAUAAUGGCAAGGAACCACGAAAAACAAUAUGGAAAACUGAAUAGACUCUGGCUACAAAAACAGAAAGAUGAUGGUCUAAUAACAGAUCUACAUAACAGACCAAGACUGUCAGCACUGAACUCUGCUGCUGAGAUUAAGAAAUGGAUUCCUAAUAUCAAAAAUGAAAUUGAGUACUACUUGGAGCAAUCCCAGCUUUUACACUACUCAGAAAGAAAAAUACAGGAAUUUCAGGUGUAUAUUGAAAAGCUGAGGAAGGAAUACAGACGUUAUCUUUGGAAGCUUCGACAGCUGGAUCCUUUAUACAAAGAGCAUCCAUGGAAACCUCGUGGUUACACCAGGAAGAGGCAAACAGUACAGACUAUGAAAGCACAUAAUGAAUCAGAGAAAGUCAGCUCUAUGAAGUUGAUACACACACCAGUCUUGUCUGCUGAGUCCAGAGAGGCUGAGCUAAGUUCAGAAGGAGAGGAUUAUGGAGACAGGGAUAUUAAACAUGAUCAGCAUCUAAAACCAGAAACCAUGAAUUCAGCUGCAGUAUACAGUUUUUGUAAUUUAGACCCUGAUGUUCAGGAUCAGCCUUUAUCUUUUAACCAUGAACGGAUGCCACCAACAUAUGUCACGCUCACGCAUGCAACUCCUAACACUGCUUCAGUAGGCCCAGCUGACAAAAUGACAGAAGUUCUUUUAUCGAAGCUUCCAAAUCUUCAACAUUUUUCUAACAGGACAGCAACAGAAUCUUCCACAAUACCUGAAGUCCAAAAUAAGCAAUUUUCUUACUUAAAACAAACAGGCCAAAACAUUUUGGGUCUAGAAUGUUAUUCUUCUGAAGAAGAAGAAGAUGCAGAUUAAUAACUGAAAUUCCUGCACAGUUUCAUUAUUUAUAAGAAGCCCAUUUAAAAACAAGUAAUUUGACAGUGUAAUAUUUAGGUAUGUUCAUUUCCUUCUGAAAGUUAUGAAACAUAGUUUGAGUCUACUGGUGCUAGAUUUCAUGGUUGUAGCAUGUGCUUUGCUGUGUCAACUAUAAUAAAGUAUGAUAUCUGUUACAAGGCAUGCUCUG
Protopterus annectens (West African lungfish) is the source of this 1156-nucleotide messenger RNA. RefSeq lists its product as uncharacterized. Gene Ontology annotation, biological process: generation of catalytic spliceosome for second transesterification step. The transcript is spliced from 5 exons. Bases 43 to 948 code for a protein of 301 amino acids. Lineage: Eukaryota; Metazoa; Chordata; Ceratodontiformes; Protopteridae. The record is from RefSeq and is a predicted model, not a curated record.